This is a messenger RNA of Adineta steineri, 1557 nucleotides long. The record is from the annotation of a GenBank genome assembly. NCBI's taxonomy places the organism in Eukaryota, Metazoa, Rotifera, Eurotatoria, Adinetida, Adinetidae.
AUGAAUUUAAUAAAAAAAUGCUUUAAAAAGCCGAAAAUAAAAGAAAAUUUAUCGAGACAUAGUCCACCAGAACUAAGUUCGCAACAUUCACAGUCAACAGAUGAAAGAAAAAAUUUACCAACACGUAGUCCACCAAAAAUAACCUGGCAACAUUCAUGGUCAACAGAUGAAACAAAAAAUGGAUUAGAAAAUUCUCACUUUCAAAUUAUUCCUACUGAAGUCAUAUUACACAUAUUUAAAUAUUUGUCUGUACAUGAUUUAGGGAAUGUCUCAUUGACUUGCCGUUCAUUUAAAAUGAUUGUUGAUCAAGAUGAAGUAUGGAAACUAAAAUGUAAUUCAUCAACAAAAUUACAUUCAAAAUCUUAUAAAGAAAUCUAUAUAGAUUGGAUGUAUGAAAAAUAUUUACGCAAUAUAGAAUUAGAAGAAGUUGAAGCUAACUAUCGUAAAGAACGCUCAAACAUUUCCUGUGGAAUGCACUGGAAUCGAUGUGAUUAUUUUGUUCGACCAGAAGACAAACAUCCUUUUGAAUCUAUUGGCGGAUUCAGAAAGCAUCCACAUGAAUCGAAAGAUAUGACAAUUGACUUAUCAGUUGAUGUCGAUAAAACAGCUCAUGAACUUAUAUCAUUAUUAAAAAAAGCAUCAUAUUUUCAGCCUCAAUGGAGACAAUCAUCGAUUAUCAAACAAAUGAUGACAAGAUAUUAUCGAUUUAUGCAACUCAAAGCUUCAUCACCAAAUAAUAUUCUAUUGAUUCCAACACUAGAUAUUGAAAUCAUUUGGCAAACACAUCUUCUACGACCACAAAUGUAUCGAGAUGAUUGUAUGAGAUUAUUUCAUCGCAUUAUUGAUCAUUCUUUAUUAGCAAAUGAAAUGGAACAAUUUCUAAAAGAACAAGCAUUUAUUGAUACUUGUAAACUAUAUGAAGAACGAUUUGGAGAACAAUAUUGUCCAUUACCCGAACAAAAUGAUAAUGAACCCGUCGCUGCAAAAUACGUUUAUUCCGCGUUUGGAUCAUUAAAAUGUGUUAUUCCAAUAUAUUCAUAUUGGGAUGAAACAAAUUUUGAUUUUUCAUCAGUAUCAUCAACUAAUCAUGAUAAUAAUCCAUUUUCAUUCACUGAAGCUGAUAUUAUUCUUGAUGGUAAUUGGCUUGAUUUAUGUACAAAAUAUAUGAAAGAAAUGAUAUCAACAGUACCUGUUCGUGGUUAUUAUCCAUAUGAUGAUGACAUUGAUCUCAGUAAAGUAUCAAUAACAAGACUAAAGAAAUCUUAUAAACGAUUUUUAUAUAUGGCAACAAAAUAUCCACCAUCAAAUGGAUAUAGUUUUAUACAUCCAACAUAUGCGAUUGAUAUAAUUUGGCAUUCACAUAUGCAAGAACCAUUAAAAUAUGCAUCUGACUGUAUUCGUCUUGUUGACUAUAUAAUUGAUCAUGCACCAUGGCCAUCGGUUGAUACAAAUAAAAUGAAACGUUCUUGUGAUGAUACAAUGAAUGCUUCGAAAAAGGAAUUUGAAAAUGAUAUGCGAACAGAUCAUUUAUACAAUACUAAAGGAUUUCGGUUAUGA